Molecule: messenger RNA, 6914 nt
Organism: Cervus elaphus (red deer)
Lineage: Eukaryota; Metazoa; Chordata; Mammalia; Artiodactyla; Cervidae
Product: protocadherin alpha-C2
Exons: 4
Coding region: 1625-4516 (963 amino acids)
Biological process (GO): homophilic cell-cell adhesion
Cellular component (GO): plasma membrane
Molecular function (GO): calcium ion binding
Source: RefSeq, a predicted model, not a curated record
CCCUGCCUGCCCCACCUACAUUUUAAGUGACAGUUAAAAAAAUUAUUAGAGAAAUAUUAAGGCAUACAGUAAAGUUGAGAGAAUUGUGUAAUUAAUUCCAUGUAUCCAGUACUCUCAGCUUCAGUAAUUAGCCGUAUGUUUAGGCAGUUUUCUGACCAGUAAAUAUAAUGCCCUGAGAGCUUCAAUUCUUUAUCUGUAUUCAGCUUUUGUCUUUCAAAUUUUGGUUCUUGAGGCUUUGGACACUGCUAUUGUAUUAAAAGAAGGAUUUGAGUGAUGAAUUUAGUGUUCAAGGGGUCAGUCUCUUUUUCAGCUCUCCACCCUCUCAGGAGAAGCCACUAGUUGUAGGGUGCUAGGUGGAAUUUGGAAGUAUUGCGGCCAAGAGCUGUUUUUCAUAGAACAGAGGACUGUCCCGAUUUCCCUGCCGAAGACCAGAAAAACAAAGCUGGGGAACCGACGGGCAUCAAGUCUGCUCUUACACCACUUCAGUAGUUUUCUGAAUAAGAGCAAAGUUACAGAACAGUUUCCUGGUCACGCUCAUGGAGAGUAUCUCAGUAUUUUCCCCUUCAUUUUCUACGUUCAGGUUGUUUGGGGAUGAGCUGUCAAUCUUUCUGAGUUUCUGGUGCUUGAUAUUGACUGGCUUCUAACCACUUUCCUCGCCCAGAGCUUGCAGAGCACUCCCCUUAGGGCCUCUUGGGAAAAAGAGAAAAACUGCUGAUUCGCAAAAAAGAGGGAACGUUGAACCGGAAUUGCGCUUGCCUAGUUUUGUGCCUUGAAAAGCUAGAGUACCGGGGAAUGGUCCGCAUAUGCCCCUCGCUGGUUCUCGCUAUAGAAAUCUUGGCGUCUCCGGGGAAUUAAGAAAGUGCAGGAGAGACUUAAAGUCGCAGGGGAGAGGCUGAGCAUCCAACACGGAACGCACCAUAGCACUUGGUUUGGGGGUUCCUGUUUCCUUAAGCCUAGAAGGCAGAGUGGUUCACGAUCGUGGCCCCGCCUCCCAGCGUGUCGGCCCGGCGGUUCCUCUCGGAAUUCCGCCGUCUCUGCCGGCACUGUAGGGAGUCAGUGGGCCCAACCGCCCGGGACCCGAUGCUCGACUCUCAAAAUAGUCCCUGAGAGACGCCCAGCCGAGCUCAGCCCCAGUUUUAAGCCGUCUUCAGGUAGAGUUUGUAGACGUUAAGACUGCGGCGGUCAGGGCGUUGUCCUAGGAAACGCGGUUUAAGGGAAGGUGUGUUAGUUUCUCCGAGCAUCUCUUUGCCGCGCCCUGCGCUCGCUGCCGGGGCGUGGGGCGAGUUCCCGGUGGGCCGGGAACGGAGACGGCUCUUCGCGGAGCCCGGAGGUUUUCCUCGCCUCUGCACCCCUAGGCGGCGCUGCGCUCCUCCGCUCCCGCCGGCUCGGCUUUCCCAGACGGCUGCCGAACCUCCAGUCUAGCAAGCCUUGCUCUCAGCCGGCCGGUCCCGGGCAAUUACGGCAUUCGGAAGGCGAACGUCGGCUGUCUCUGCACCUUUAGCGGGCAGCGGCGGCCGACCGGCCCUCGGUUUUUUUUCCUUUUACCACGGCUCGCACUCUCCGGGAGUCCGGAGCAUGGUCCCGGGUCACCGCUGGUGGAGCGGGGACGCCGAGAGGGAGGGGGAUGGGGGGCUGGAGGGUGGCGGUUCUAUGUUUGUGGGUUUCCUGCGGCUCUGUAGCGGGACAGCUGGAAUACUCAGUGUCGGAGGAGACCGAACGGGGCGUAGCCGUAGGCAAUGUUGCCCAGGACUUGAGGCUGUCAGCGGCCUCUCUGUCCUUGCGGAACUUUCGCUUCCUUUCCAGCCGCGGCGAGACUUACUUCGGGGUUGAUCUGGCCAGCGGAAGCUUGGUGGUCAGAGAGCCGGCGGACCGCGAACGGCUGUGCGGGGCCAAAGCUGCCUGCGUCCUGAUCUAUGAGCUUGUGCUCGAGGACCCGCUAGAGCUGCACAAGGUCCAUGUUCACGUCCUGGACAUCAACGACAACUCGCCUCACUUCCCUGCCGGCGACGUGCAGUUCCACAUUCCCGAGUUCCUUAUGCCCGGAGCCCGCUUUACUCUGCCUAAUGCAGAAGAUGCCGACGAGGGAAGCAACGGGUUGCUAAGCUACAGCCUGAGCCCCAGCCGACACUUUAGCCUGGACAUGGGUUCGCGGGUCGACGGCAGCGAAUUCCCAGAGCUGGUGUUGGAGAAAGCGUUGGAUCGGGAGCAGCGUGCCACGCAUCGGCUAGUACUCACCGCUCGGGACGGCGGGCUGCCAGCGCGCUCCGGUGAGGUACAAAUCACCAUCGUCGUGGUGGACACAAACGACAAUGCACCUGUAUUUGAGCGCUCAGUAUACCGCACCAAGGUGCCAAAGACUGCACCCCGUGGGACUGUGUUAUUCCGAGUGAAAGCCUCGGACCCGGAUGAAGGCUCCAAUGGGGAAAUCCGGUAUUGCUUAAGCAACAGCACGCAAGCCAAGCUGCGACAUCACUUCCACGUGCACCCUAGAAAUGGGGAAGUGCGGGCCGCUGCUUCACUGGGUCCUCCCGAAACGCUGUUGGAGGCGUACAUUGAGGCAAGGGAUGAGGGUGCCUUCAGUCUAGCCAGCACCGCUAAACUGCUGGUGGAGGUGACUGACGUGAACGAUCACGCCCCUGAGGUGAACCUUCUCACUCUCUCCAGUCCCGUUUCCGAGGACGCCGCCACUGGCACAGUGAUUGCUCUCCUUAGUGUAAGGGAUGAAGACCUUGGUCCCAAUGGUAAAGUCGCUUGUAGCAUGUACAGUGCAGGCCCCUUUAAGUUGACGGCUUCCUUUGGCAACUACUACAGCUUGCUGACUGAUGGGCCGCUGGACCGGGAGCAAGUCAGUGAAUACCAGGUUCUGAUCACUGCCUCGGAUGGUGGCUCACCUCCACUUAGCACUCGCAGGACACUGACUGUGUCAGUUGCUGAUGUGAAUGACAACACACCAAGCUUUCUUAAAUCGAAACAGGAACUUUUUGUGGCUGAAAACAAUGCCCCUGGGGCCUCCCUAGGACAUGUGUUUGCCCAGGACCCAGAUCUGGGGAAGAAUGGCCUUGUCUUCUAUGAGCUGUUGGAUAUUAUCUCUGAAGGGCAGGCAGCCUCUAGCUUGGUGGCAGUAGAUUCACCCAGUGGGGCUAUCACUGCCAAAAUUUCCUUUGACUUUGAGCAGCUCAGGGGGUUUCACUUUCAAGUGGAAGCCCGGGAUGGUGGCUUUCCUCCCAGAAGUUCAACAGUGACUGUGAACUUGUUUGUGGUAGAUAGGAACGACAAUGCUCCGGUCAUCUUGUUUCCCUUGUCCAAAAAUGGCUCUGUCCCAGUGGAAAUUGUGCCCCGCUCUGCCAGAACAGGACACUUGAUCACAAAAGUGGUAGCAGAGGAUGCAGACAGUGGCUCCAAUGCUUGGCUUUCCUACUAUAUCUUUCAGGCUUCUGACUCAAGCCUUUUCAGAAUUUCAGCCAACAUGGGAGAGCUCCGUACUGCUCGUUUAGUUCUUCCCUCUGAUGCAGUUAAACAGAAGGUGGUGGUGGUGGUCCAGGACCGUGGAGACCCAUCCCUCUCCGCCUCUGUCUCACUGAGCGUGCUGUUGAGCAGCUCUGCCCCUCAGGUCCUUCCAGACUUUGAAGAUGGCUGGGAAACAGGAGGGCACCUUUCUGCCCAGAACCUGUAUUUAACAGUUGCCCUGGCCUGUAUUUCCUUUUUAUUUCUGGGGUGCUUACUUUUCUUUGUGUGUAGCAAGUUGAGCCAGAGUGCAGGUUGUUGCACUCAGAACUGCUGUCACUCUCCAGAGGAGCUGAGGUAUGGAAGCAAGGUGGCUUCAAAUCCUUGCAUGUCAUCAGCCACAAUAGAUGUUACUGCAGUCGAAAGACUUUCUCAUACUUAUCUCUAUCGGGCCUCCCUGGGACUUGGUUAUGAUAAUAACAGUUUGCUGUUUCAUGGGGAAUACAGUGCUGCUGACCUGAGAAAUCUGGCCUCUGGAGUAAGACUGAAUGUGCCAAUAUCCUGUAUCCAGAUUCGGAAUAGGAAGGGGGAUCAUGCAAAUGUCAAUGCCAUGCCACGACAGCCCAACCCUGACUGGCGUUACUCUGCCUCCCUGAGGGCAGGAAUGCACAGCUCUGUGCAUCUGGAGGAGGCUGGCAUUCUCCGGGCUGGUCCAGGGGGACCCGAUCAGCAGUGGCCAACAGUAUCCAGUGCGACACCAGAACCAGAGGCAGGAGAGGUGUCCCCUCCAGUCGGGGCUGGUGUCAACAGCAACAGCUGGACCUUUAAAUAUGGACCAGGCAACCCCAAACAAUCUGGUCCCGGUGAGUUGCCAGACAAAUUCAUUAUCCCAGGAUCUCCUGCAAUCAUCUCCAUCCGGCAGGAGCCUACUAACAGCCAAAUUGACAAAAGUGACUUCAUAACCUUCGGCAAAAAGGAGGAGACCAAGAAAAAGAAGAAAAAGAAGAAGGGUAACAAGACCCAGGAGAAAAAAGAGAAAGGGAACAGCACGACCGACAACAGUGACCAGUGAGGUCAUCUAAUGGAAACAAGCCACUUAGCCAAUUUUGUAAUAAUGGCAGAUCUCUCCCAUGUAGCAACUCCCUACUCCCUUCUCCUGUCCACACAGACCCUCUCUUAUAGACCUCAGAAAUCUGCAGAAAGUUCCCUGUGUCUGUCUAGAUCACAUUUAACAGGUUUUUGUCUUAAAAGCUUUGCUAAGUCUGGUGUUAACUCUUUCUCUCCACUCUGGCUUGUUUGCAGAACCUAAAAAGCAGACCCAAGUUUCCUUUCUCCUCCGCCGCAAAGGAGAGGCUUCCCAGCCCCGCCAGUGAGAGGUUGGACUCUCUGCCCUGUGCUCCGGGGAUCCUGUCUUGAUGACACUUAAAGGGCAGGCUGAAAGGUUUUGAGAUUGAGCAGCUUGAGUGUCUGUGGCUACUGGGUAUGUGUGGCCACCGGGGAUAGGUGAGUGUCAGAUGUUGGCUGGGAUGGGCCAGGUUAGACUAGGAGGGUUGGGAAACAAAGGCAAAUCAACAGUGGGAAGUAUGAAAUGAAAAAGGACCAGACUUUCUAAAUCUUUACAACUCAAGAAGUGGUGGCCACCCUCUAGCAGACAAAAUUCCCUCCACUGACAAGGCUUUAGGAAUCCCUAAGUCUCUUGGCUGUGGUGUCAUUAUACCUAAAACCUGCAUUUUUACCUACAAGCCUGUAGUUCAGUGUUCCAUGGGGGGCCAACCAGGGCAGCAGAAGCAGAUCUGAUGUGUUUCCUGUAUAUGUCCUUGUGCUCACUUUAUUAAAAAUUCUUUUGCACACGAUGUUAUGAAAAGGUCAGAUCCUUUUCCAACAACACAUAUGCAAAAGCAAAAGAAAACCCCAACACCUCACUUUAUGCUGUUUGUUGUUUGAUAGAUUUAUUUAAAAAAGAGCAAAUCUAUAACUAUAAAUCUUUAAAGAGAAAUAUGAUUAAUACAACUCCCCUAAACUAUCCUCGAAAGAGAAUUCCGUCUACAGCCAUUUAAAUGAUCAUUGCUGCUACAGAAGUGCUUUAAGAGAACUGCCUGAAACAUCUGUAUUAUACCGGCCACCUGCCAAUCACAGCUUUACUCUUUCAGGUCACUCUGGGGCUGCCUCUUGCAUGUAUUAAUUACUAAAUAAAAGGAUCUUUCUCUCUCUCUCUUUUCUAAAAAACAAUUAUGUGCACUUUGAAUACACAACCUUCUCUAGCCAACUCUAUCAAGACCCAGAAAUUGAAGAAAAAUAUUGUUUUCUCGUACAUAACAGUGAGCAGACUUUUCAAUCCUCGAAUUCUGUGAUUUGUCUUGGAGUGCUAGCCAACACCUUCUCUUUGGUUUAGUUUUCCUUUUCUAUAACACUCUGAAUUGCUAAUCUUGCUAACACCUAUGAUAUUACCUGAACUCAAUCUCCCAUAUGUAUGCUGUAUGCUAUUAUAAGACUCCUGAAAUAUAUUUACUCUGUGCUUGUGUAUGUGAAUGUUAUUGCAACUAUUACCUAGAGUGAACUUUAAGCUUUAUUGUUGAAUGUAAUUCCAUUAUAUUUCCUUUUGUACACCUGUGAAAAAGUGGAGUAGUGUUUUUUUAACCAUUGUUAAUCAACUUUUGUGUAUGAAAGACACAGUAAAAUUUCUUUCUUAAAUCAAGAUACUGGUGAUUCAAGGAAUUUUAUUUAUGGUCAGCCAAGAGCCAUCUCUUGCCAAGACUCUGGCUGGCAAGGGAAUGGAUAAAGCUGUUUUUUUCUAGUAACAAUUCUGGAAUACAUACUGAAGAUAUUCCCUGAGGGUGUGUGCAAGCACAAAAUUUACCAAUUUGACCUCUUUGAAGCUGCAGAAUGCGUUGAAAUUCUAACAAUACCUGGAAUAUCAGCUCAUAGAAAAUAAUAAAAUUUACUGCCAACCUUAAAUAAGAAAUUUUAAUUUUGGUUAAAUGUACGGUUUAGAAGUUUGAUUAACUAUAUUAUAUUUUAAAAGUUAACAUAAAAGAGGUAGGAGUCUGUUAUUAAAGCAAAAGCAUUAAAUCUAAAAAAAAAAAAAACCAACCUGUUUUGUCUACUUUUAGCUUCAUUCUCCCAUUUUUUGAAGGGUGUGUAACUUCAGCUCUGCAGGAUUGCAUGGGGUAAAACUUCUUGCUAACACAUGUGAAUCAUUGCUACAUUGUAGGUUGUGAUCAUUUUGCCCCACUGAAACCCAUGUAUCUGACCUUACGUGCCUUUUGAAUACUAGGAGAAUUGGGCUAAUUUAUUAAUGAUGAUAAUUAUAAUGUAUGUGUACAGCACUUUUUACAUUUGCAAAGUGCUUUCCAAUCCAUGUUAGUUACUAGUUAUUACAGCUGUAAGGAUAAAACACAUCAUGUGGAUUCAUUUUUGAUUGGUGCUAUUGGUAUUUCCUCUGUAUUGCUAAUAAAUGGAAAAUGGUGGUA